AUGCCUAAUCUAAAAUGGAGAUUAUUUACUAUGGGUAAACUAUCAAGCUUCAAUAAUAUGCGAAUUAAACAACGCUAUACAAUACAUCCAUCAUUGACAUUAAACAAUUUGACAGCUUCUUGUUCAAGGGCAUCAAUGAAAUUUAAAGAUUACAUGAUCAGUAAUUUUAAGAGAACAUCGCUUAAACAGGUAAUACAAUCAAUGAAGAAUAUUUCAAUACAAAGUAAACACUUUAAGACUUACCAUUAUUCAGUUAAGCGGCAAUUUAAAGAUGAAUCUGAUUUAUGCAAUUACAAAACAUCUACUACGUAUACAGCAUUAGAGACAACAUCAGUAGAAGUACCAUUUAAUAAAGAUGUAAGAAAAACUACGCGAUUAUGGAUACGCUUACAGAUUCUAUGA
Messenger RNA from Trichobilharzia regenti, 402 nucleotides. The record is from the annotation of a GenBank genome assembly. Lineage: Eukaryota; Metazoa; Platyhelminthes; Trematoda; Strigeidida; Schistosomatidae.